This is a messenger RNA of Drosophila kikkawai, 1109 nucleotides long. RefSeq names its product U6 snRNA methylphosphate capping enzyme Amus. Lineage: Eukaryota; Metazoa; Arthropoda; Insecta; Diptera; Drosophilidae. Gene Ontology annotation, molecular function: RNA methyltransferase activity; O-methyltransferase activity; snRNA binding. Gene Ontology annotation, biological process: snRNA modification. The record is from RefSeq and is a predicted model, not a curated record.
ACCUGGCCACACUGAAAUAUUGGAAUAAACAGAAUUUAAGUUUAUUUAUUUAAUGUUUUUAAGCAUGUACAAAGUAUAAAAAUCAAUGAAACCAAUUAUUAUUAGAUAUUUAUGAUUUCACCAUGGAUGAGACGAACAAUAAUAACACGCAGUUAGUGGAAAAAGAGCCGGUAAAAUGCGCUGAAAAACGAGUCAAUACUACCUUAGAGAACCAGGAAACCAAGAGACUGAAGACAGACAACGACCAUCAUGUGGAAGCCGCGUCCCGUCCACCUCCCCAGAGCCCAAAAAAGCGGCUACAACUUAAUGGGAAGCCCAAGCACAGCAAGGAUCUAAACUUUAUGUACGGCAACUAUAAGCACUACUAUGGCAAACGAAUUCUGGAUAAGGAGUUCCACGACAUUCGCCUGGACAUACUGGGCUCCCAGCCGGAGUUGUUUCGCCACAAACAGCUCCUGGACAUCGGCUGCAACUCCGGCCAUCUGUCAAUCCAGAUAGCACGGAAGUUCGAAGUAAAAAGCCUCGUGGGCCUGGACAUAGAUCGCAGUCUGGUCAAGGACGCACAGACCACCAUUAACCAGCUGAAGCGCCAGGCCGAACCUGGGUCUGGCCAGGGAUUCCCCCACAACAUACGUUUCGUGCAGGGGAACUAUGUGCUAGAGGACGACAUACUGUUGGAGAUCGAGCGACCGCAGUUCGAUGUUAUACUCUGCCUGUCGGUCACCAAGUGGAUCCACCUCAACUUCUGUGAUGCCGGCCUGAAGCAGGCUUUCCGCCGCAUGUACCAGCAGCUGCGCCCUGGAGGCAAGCUAAUCCUGGAGCCCCAGUCCUUUGAUGGCUACAAGCGACGCAAGAAACUAUCGGAACAAAUUAGGGAAAACUACAAUUCCAUUAAAUUCCGCCCUGAAGAAUUCACCGAAUAUCUAUUGAGCUCAGAAGUAGGCUUUGCCAACAUGGAACUCAUGGGCACUCCCGACCACUGCGAGGCCGGAUUCAAGCGUCCCAUUCAGAUCUUCACCAAAACGUGAAGAUUUCGUGAUAAAGGAGAAAGGGAAUUUAGCUGUGAUUUGUUGGUCAAAUAUACAAACUUUAAUAAAUAUGAAAACAGA